AUGGACAUCGUGGAAGACUUCCCUCCCCCGCCUCCUGAAAGUAAGUAAUGCAAACAUCCUCCUCCUCUCUUCCCCUCUCGCUCUCUGACUCAAUCUCCUCUCGCUCUCUGACUCAAUCCCCUCUCGCUUUCUGACUCAAUCUCUCCCAGCACAUCUAAAUCCCACCCAAAGCAUAAUGUUUCCACCUCCAUACACAAAAAAAUAAAUAAUGUAUGCACGCAUGACUGUAAGUCGCUUUGGAUAAAAGCGUCUGCUAAAUGGCAUAUUAUUAUUAUAUUAUUACAUGCUGCUGCCCAGACCUGUUGACAGCUACACUAUAUAUACAAAAGUAUGUGGACACCCCUUCAAAUUAGUGGAUUCGGCUAUUUCAGCCACACCCGUUGCAGACAGGUGUAUAAAAUCGAGCACACAGCCAUGCAAUCGCCAUAGACAAACAUUGGCAGUAGAAUGGCCUUACUGAAGAGCUCAGUGACUUUCAACAUGGCACCGUCAUAGGAUGCCACCUUUCCAACAAGUCAGUUAUUGUGAAGUGGAAAUGUCUAGGAGCAACAACGGCUCAGCUGCGAAGUGGUAGACCACACAAGCUCACAGAACGGGACAGCUGAGUGCUGAAAAAACGUCUGUCCUCGGUUGCAAUACUCACUACUGAGUUCCAAACUGCCUCUGGAAGCAACGUCAGCACAAUAACUGUUCGUCGGGAGCUUCAUGAAAUGCCAAAGAUCACCAUGCACAAUGCCAAGCGACGGCUGGAGUGGUGUAAAGCUCACUGCCAUUGGACUCUGGAACAGUGGAAACGCGUUCUCUGGAGUGAUGAAUCACGCUUCACCAUCUGGCAGUCCGACGGACGAAUCUGGGCUGGCGGAUGCCAGGAGAACACUACCUGCCCCAAUGCAUAGUGCCAACUGUAAAGUUUUGUGGAGGAGGAAUAAUGGUCUAGAGCUGUUUUUCAUGGUUCGGGCUGGGCCCCUUAGUUCCAGUGAAGGGAAAUCUUAAUGCUACAGCAUACAAUGACAUUCUAGACGAUUAUAUACUUCCAACUUUGUGGCAACAGUUUGGGAAAGGCCCUUUCCUGUUCCAGCAUGACAAUGCCCCCGUGCACAAAGUGAGAUCCAUACAGAAAAGGAUUGUUGAGAUCGGUAUGGAAGAACUUGACUGGCCUGCACAGAGCCCUGACCUCAACCCCAUCGAAUACCUUUGGGAUGAAUUGGAACGGCGACUACGAGCCAGGCCUAAUCGCCCAACAUCAGUGCCCGACCUCACUAAUGCUCUUGUGGCUGUAUGGAAGCAAGUCCCCGCAGCAAUGUUCCAACAUCUAGUGGAAAGCCUUCCCAGAAGAGUGGAGGCUGUUAUAGCAGCAAACGAGGGACCAACCCCACAUUAAUGCCCAUGAUUUUGGAAUGAGAUGUUCGACGAGCAGGUGUCCACAUACUUUUGGUCAUGUAGUGUAUGUCUAUUGGGUUCCAUAAAGAGAUUAAUGAGGCGCUACUUGGUGAUGUCAUGAUGUUUGUUGGUGGAUUUAGCUUGUUGUCUUGAGAUGUUAUCAGUUUUUUGUAAUUCCAAGUGCAGUCUGUGUAUUGUCAUGUUUUUGAGUAGUCAGUUAAUGUUGCUAAAACUAACAGGUCUCAAAGGGUGUUUCAGCUCAUGGUGAUGGUGAUCUACAGUGAGGUAAAAAAGUAUUUGAUCCCCUGCUGAUUUUGUACGUUUGCCCACUGACAAAGAAAUGAUCAGUCUAUAAUUUGAAUGGUAGGUUUAUUUGAACAGUGAGAGACAGAAUAACAACAAAAAAAUCCAGAAAAACGCAUGUCAAAAAUGUUAUAAAUUGAUUUGCAUUUUAAUGAGGGAAAUAAGUAUUUGACCAUGACUUAGUACUUGGUGGCAAAACCUUUGGUGGCAAUCACAGAGGUCAGACGUUUCUUGUAGUUGGCCACCAGGUUUGCACACAUCUCAGGAGGGAUUUUGUUCCACUCCUCUUUGCAGAUCUUCUCCAAGUCAUUAAGGUUUCGAGGCUGACGUUUGGUAACUCGAACCAUCAGCUCCCUCCACAAAUUUUCAAUGGGAUUAAGGUCUGGAGACUGGCUAGGCCACUCCAGGACCUUAAUGUGCUUCUUCUUGAGCCACUCCUUUGUUGCCUUGGCCGUGUGUUUUGGGUCAUUGUCAUGCUGGAAUACCCAUCCACGACCCAUUUUCAAUGCCCUGGCUGAGGGAAGGAGGUUCUCACCCAAGAUUUGACGGUACAUGGCCCUGUCCAUCGUCCCUUUGAUGCGGUGAAGUUGUCCUGUCCCCUUAGCAGAAAAACACCCCCAAAGCAUAAUGUUUCCACCUCCAUGUUUGACGGUGGGGAUGGUGUUCUUGGGGUCAUAGGCAGCAUUCUUCCUCCUCCAAACACGGCGAGUUGAGUUGAUGCCAAAGAGUUCGAUUUUGGUCUCAUCUGACCACAACACUUUCACCCAGUUCUCCUCUAAAUCAUUCAGAUGUUCAUUGGCAAACUUCAGACGGCCCUGUAUAUGUGCUUUCUUGAACAGGGGGACCUUGCGGGCGCGACAGGAUUUCAGUCCUUCAUGGCGUAGUGUGUUACCAAUUGUUUUCUUGGUGACUAUGGUCCCAGCUGCCUUGAGAUUAUUGACAAGAUCCUCCUGUGUAGUUGUGGGCUGAUACCUCACCGUUCUCAUGAUCAUUGCAACUCCACGAGGUGAGAUCUUGCAUGGAGCCCCAGGACGAGGGAGAUUGACAGUUAUUUUGUGUUUCUUCCAUUUGCGAAUAAUCGCACCAACUGUUGUCACCUUCUCAUCAAGCUGCUUGGCGAUGGUCUUGUAGCCCAUUCCAGCCUUGUGUAGGUCUACAAUCUUGUCCCUAAAUAAUAAUAAUAAUAAUAUGCCAUUUAGCAGACGCUUUUAUCCAAAGCGACUUACAGUCAUGCGUGCAUACAUUUUUGUGUAUGGGUGGUCCCGGGGAUCGAACCCACUACCUUGGCGUUACAAGCGCCGUGCUCUACCAGCUGAGCUACAGAGGACCACGUGCUCUCCAAGGAUGUCCCUGACAUCCUUGGAGAGCACUUUGGUCUUGGCCAUGGUGGAGAGUUUGGAAUCUGAUUAAUUGCUUGCUUCUGUGGACAGGUGUCUUUUAUACAGGUAACAAGCUGAGAUUAGGAGCACUCCCUUUAAGAGUGUGCUCCUAAUCUCAGCUCGUUACCUGUAUAAAAGACACCUGGGAGCCAGAAAUCUUUCUGAUUGAGAGGGGGUCAAAUACUUAUUUCCCUCAUUAAAAUGCAAAUCAAUUCAUAACAUUUUUUACAUGCGUUUUUUUUUUUGUUAUUCUGUCUCUCACUGUUCAAAUAAACCUACCAUUCAAAUUAUAGACUGAUCAUUUCUUUGUCAGUGGGCAAACGUACAAAAUCAGCAGGGGAUCAAAUACUUUUUUCCCUCACUGUAUGUAUUCUAUUCUAUGUACAGUGGGGAUAACAAGUAUUUGAUACACUGCCAAAUUUGCAGGUUUUCCUACUUACAAAGCAUGUAGAGGUCUGUAAUUUUUAUCAUAGGUACACUUCAACUGUGAGAGACGGAAUCUAAAACAAAAAUCCAGAAAAUUACAUUGUAUGAUUUUUAAGUAAUUAAUUAAUAUUUUAUUGCAUGACAUAAGUAUUUGAUCACCUACCAACCAGUAAGAAUUCCGGCUCUAACAGACCUGUUAGUUUUUCUUUAAGAAGCCCCCUUGUUCUCCACUCAUUACCUGUAUUAACUGCACCUGUUUGAACUCGUUACCUGUAUAAAAGACACCUGUCCACACACUCAAUCAAACAGACUCCAACCUCUCCACAAUGGCCAAGACCAGAGAGCUGUGUAAGGACAUCAGGGAUAAAAUUGUAGACCUGCACAAGGCUGGGAUGGGCUACAGGACAAUAGGCAAGCAGCUUGGUGAGAAGGCAACAACUGUUGGCGCAAUUAUUAGAAAAUGGAAGAAGUUCAAGAUGACGGUCAAUCAUCCUCGGUCAGGGGCUCCAUGCAAGAUCUCACCUCGUGGGGCAUCAAUGAUCAUGAGGAAGGUGAAGGAUCAGCCCAGAACUACAUGGCAGGACCUGGUCAAUGACCUGAAGAGAGCUGGGACCACAGUCUCAAAGAAAACCAUUAGUAACACACUAUGCCGUCAUGGAUUAAAAUCCUGCAGCGCACGCAAGGUCCCCCUGCUCAAGCCAGCGCAUGUCCAGGCCCGUCUGAAGUUUGCCAAUGACCAUCUGGAUGAUCCAGAGGAGGAAUGGGAGAAGGUCAUGCGGUCUGAUGAGACAAAAAUAGAGCUUUUUGGUCUAAACUCCACUCGCCGUGUUUGGAGGAAGAAGAAGGAUGAGUACAACCCCAAGAACACCAUCCCAACUGUGAAGCAUGGAGGUGGAAACAUCAUUCUUUGGGGAUGCUUUUCUGCAAAGGGGACAGGACGACUACACCGUAUUGAGGGGAGGAUGGAUGGGGCCAUGUAUCACGAGAUCUUGGCCAACAACCUCCUUCCCUCAGUAAGAGCAUGGGUCGUGGCUGGGUCUUCCAGCAUGACAACGACCCGAAACACACAGCCAGGGCAACUAAGGAGUGGCUCCGUAAGAAGCAUCUCAAGGUCCUGGAGUGGCCUAGCCAGUCUCCAGACCUGAACCCAAUAGAAAAUCUUUGGAGGGAGCUGAAAGUCCGUAUUGCCCAGCGACAGCCCCGAAACCUGAAGGAUCUGGAGAAGGUCUGUAUGGAGGAGUGGGCCAAAAUCCCUGCUGCAGUGUGUGCAAACCUGCUGAAGACCUACAGGAAAUGUAUGAUCUCUGUAAUUGCAAACAAAGGUUUUUGUACCAAAUAUUAAGUUCUGCUUUUCUGAUGUAUCAAAUACUUAUGUCAUGCAAUAAAAUGCAAAUUAAUUACUUAAAAAUCAUACAAUGUGAUUUUCUGGAAUUUUGUUUUAGAUUCCGUCUCUCACAGUUGAAGUGUACCUAUGAUAAAAAUUACAGACCUCUACAUGCUUUGUAAGUAGGAAAACCUGCAAAAUCGGCAGUGUAUCAAAUACUUGUUCUCCCCACUGUAUCUAUACUAGUCGUGUUGAUGAAGUAAGAGGUUUGAAAGGUCUGUUUUGGCUGACACACUGAUGGUCAGCUCAGCUCCCAGAGGGCCUUUCAGGAUGGACAUAGCAGAGUGUGCAAACAACACAUUCCUCUCCUCCUCCGCUACUCUGGAGCACGUGGGCCACGGAACGGAGGAGUGAGGAGGAGGAGGAGGAGAAAUGUGCCACGACUGCGAAGAGCAGACAAUGUGCCUCAGUAUCCGAGCCCUGGCUGAAUACUGCAGCAUCAGACACACACACACACACACACACACACACACACACACACACACACACACACACACACACACACACACACACACACACACACACACACACACACACACACACACACACACACACACACACCUCAGGGAAAGGAUCAGGCCAGAUAAAUCCCUCUGGGCUGCCAGUUGCCUUGUUGCCGUGGCGAUGCUGGAGCACAUCGUAAGCCAAUGACUCAUUGAGCAGAGCGGUGUGGCAGACAGGAGAGGAGAGGAGGCACGGGAACAGAAUCCAUAUUGUGGUUAUGAAUUGACAAUGGGUGCUGGGGACAGGCCUAGGUCUGUGUGUGUAUGAGUGUGUGUGUGCUGGCUAGAGAGUAUUGCGAAGACGGAAGGCACACACAUUCUCACAGAGCCAACUGUCUAUGGCUUCAUCAUCCACACUUUAUUGAAUGGGAAAUUGAUGUGAAUCAUCUGUUCAAGAUUUUAUACAAUCCCUGUUACAUCACAUCCAGCUCUGCUGUACUUUGCCCAGCCUGUGCUUCGUAGCGUAGACAUGAAGAAUGUUAGAAUGAAUAUUCAUCCCAUGGAUCACCAGUGAUACAGACCUCCAAGCAGCGGCUAGCUUUGCCUUAUCUGUCUAACUGGUCCAACACAGCUAUUCAUUACCACAGAGGGAAACAGCAGAUAACAUCUAUUUCCAGCUUUUCUCUCCUAAUGUUCUGCUCUAGCGCCUUCACUAAAUUUAGUUUCGGGUGUGCAUAAAGGUCAGGGGUCACAGUUAGAUCCCAUAGCGUAAGUCAUGGACCAUUGUCGUAACUCCAAACUGAGGUAUAUAACACUACCUGUCAACCAUAAUGGUGAUUUAGACUAGAGUGGUCACCGUGCUGUGGAGCUUCAAAGCUUUUGGGUCUCUGAAAGGUUGGUCUGUGUAGUGUGUAUCAGAACCACUUUGGGUAAAGACCUAUUUAAAGGGAAGUUUAGUCCUGAAGGGUUAGUAACUUAUGAGUUGUGGCAGUGUAAGUGAUGCGGUUGAUGGUUAGUGGGCCUAACCUCUAGCCUUACUUACUCUUAGCCUCAGGCUAAGUUAAUAUUAACCAGUGUUGUUUCUUGUAACGGCUGUAUAACAGAGUCAAACAGGAAGUACUUAGCCAUGAAAGGAAACAGAACUGAUAUAAAUGGGGGUCAAGAGGAAAAAGGUAUAGGCAUAUACUGAGAAAGCUGAGUAGGAAAUCUUCUCAUAUAAAAAUCCAAAGCGGGAAAUUAAGAGUUGUUACCUCAGAUUUGGUCAUUCAGGAAAUUGGGCCGGACAUUUUUCACAGUUUCUUAGCAGGAAGAGUCAGGAUAUGAGAGUUCCACCUUGUAGGUUAACCUAGUCCUGGGGAAGCCUGAAGCCUGAAUCCUGAUAGGACAGUCAUUUUUGUACUGGGACUGAGUCACAUGAGGAAUCUGUGGUAUGUUUAAUAGCAGAAGCGUGCCAGUUAGAAACUCAGCCCAGCCCAGGGAGAUAAAGUAGCAGUCUCAGAUGGGGUUGUGACCUCCUAAACUGGAGCUCCCGCCUCCAAUAGGGGAACUGUGGUAUAGGACUCUGGAUCCAAUAGGAAGUCCAUGGACUUAGACUCCUGUGGAGAGAAGGGGAAGUUUGAAUGGGCUGAAUACAGAGCAUUCCUUUCAUCUAUUCCACCAGAUGAGUUAUGUCACCUUCUGUGAAUCCUUUGCCAGCAUUCUGGCAGGCAUUUUGAUGUUAUGUCUUUUUAUCUCUCCACACCGUACCGCCUUUUCAUCAACCCUUUACACCCAUCUCUCUUUAUCUGUCCUACUUGACCUCCUUUAUUCAGUAUGUCAGGUCCUCUCUCCCCUCCGCUGUCAGAAAGUACCAGAGAUGUGCUCUCACAAUGCCUGUUGAGACUUCAUUUGACAGAUUUUUUACAAUGGUGUCAGUCAGUGUCCUCAAUCUGUCACAGGUUCAGUUGAACACACCUCCUGUCAGGCCGUAUUCAUACAGGAAUGCCUAGGCCUGUUCUGGAACACGAGUGCUAUAUCUCAGUAGUAUAAAGUUACUUCCUUUCCUCAUCUCCAUUUCUUAAUCCACACCGAUCUGAAAGGAGAUGAGGAGAGGAAGCCAUUUUGGACUGUUGAGAUACAGCCUAGGAUGAACGGGAAAGACAGUGGUUUUCCUGGUCACUGGGGGUGUGACAACCUUGUUUCCUGUUCGCCUAAUUGCAUUGUGGGAAGACAAUUUGUUAUUCGCCUCCUGUGUGUCACAAAGUGAGUCAUUGGUUUAGUUGAACAGAAAGUAGCAGGCAAUUUUUUACUCUGUCAUUAGUUUAUUUUAGCAAUACCUUCUUUUUUUUCUUGUGCACAACCUCUUAUGUUCCCAUAACAUCCCCAUAACAUUCCCAUAAUGUUCCAUGUUCAACUUUAACUUGCAGGGCUUGUUUUAGGCUGAUAUCUGAUGCUCUCUUGGAUCAAUACACAAAUGUUCUUUAGUUCAUUAAAUCAAUGAAUAAUUUGCUGUCAACAUUGUAAUGUAAGUACUAGUAGUUGUCUUACAUUACGGUUGGAUUUAAUUAGCUAAAUGAUAUUAAACUUCCUGUGUUUUUUAUUGCAUGAGUUUGUAUUGAAAACAUAGACCCACCCUUUUGCUAAUUACAAACCUGCAUUUGGUGGAGUGAUUUAUAUUUAACUUGGUAGAGGGUCCCAGCUAGACCCACCACCCACUGUGUGUCUAUGAAUAGUCAUUGGUGAGUGGGGGCAGGUGUCGGUAACCUAACAUUUUUGAAGAGAAGGGAAAAGCCACUAAUCAAAUCAAAUCAAAUCAAAUUGUAUUUGCCACAUGCGCCGAAUACAACAGGUGUAGACAUUAUAGUGAAAUGCUUACUUACAAGCCCUUAACCAACAAUGCAUUUUUUUAAGAUAAAAAAAAGCAAGCAAAUAACUAAAGAGCAGCAGUAAAAUAAAAUAACAGUAGGGAGGCUAUAUACACCAGUGCAGAGUCAAUGUGCGGGGGCACCGGCUAGUCGAGGUAAUUGAGGUAAUGUGUACAUGUGGGUAGAGUUAAAGUGACUAUGCAUAAAUAAUAGACAGAGUAGCAGCAGCGUAAAAGAGGAACUCUGUUUGAGCUUGUGCUGCUGUUUGAGCGUAGUUAUUUUAACUUCAAUUGUUCUACUUCCAUGUGUCUCAUGUUCUCUCACUCUAUCCAAAACCAUCUACAGUGCCUUCAGAAAGUAUUAGCACAGCUUGACUUUUUCCACAUUUUGUUGUGUUACAGCCUGAAUUUAAUAUAGAUUAAAUAUACACUGCUCAAAAAAAUAAAGGGAACACUAAAAUAACACAUCCUAGAUCUGAAUGAAUGAAAUAAUCUUAUUAAAUACUUUUUCCUUUACAUAGUUGAAUGUGCUGACAACAAAAUCACACAAAAAUUAUCAAUGGAAAUCAAAUUUAUCAACCCAUGGAGGUCUGGAUUUGGAGUCACCCUCAAAAUUAAAGUGGAAAACCACACUACAGGCUGAUCCAACUUUGAUGUAAUGUCCUUAAAACAAGUCAAAAUGAGGCUCAGUAGUGUGUGUGGCCUCCACGUGCCUGUAUGACCUCCCUACAAUGCCUGGGCAUGCUCCUGAUGAGGUGGCGGAUGGUCUCCUGAGGGAUCUCCUCCCAGACCUGGACUAAAGCAUCCGCCAACUCCUGGACAGUCUGUGGUGCAACGUGGCGUUGGUGGAUGGAGCGAGACAUGAUGUCCCAGAUGUGCUCAAUUGGAUUCAGGUCUGGGGAACGGGCGGGCCAGUCCAUAGCAUCAAUGCCUUCCUCUUGCAGGAACUGCUGACACACUCCAGCCACAUGAGGUCUAGCAUUGUCUUGCAUUAGGAGGAACCCAGGGCCAACCGCACCAGCAUAUGGUCUCACAAGGGGUCUGAGGAUCUCAUCUCGGUACCUAAUGGCAGUCAGGCUACCUCUGGCGAGCACAUGGAGGGCUGUGCGGCCCCCCAAAGAAAUGCCACCCCACACCAUGACUGACCCACCGCCAAACCGGUCAUGCUGGAGGAUGUUGCAGGCAGCAGAACGUUCUCCACGGCGUCUCCAGACUCUGUCACGUGCUCAGUGUGAACCUGCUUUCAUCUGUGAAGAGCACAGGGCGCCAGUGGCGAAUUUGCUAAUCUUGGUGUUCUCUGGCAAAUGCCAAACGUCCUGCACGGUGUUGGGCUGUAAGCACAACCCCCACCUGUGGACGUCGGGCCCUCAUACCACCCUCAUGGAGUCUGUUUCUGACCGUUUGAGCAGACACAUGCACAUUUGUGGCCUGCUGGAGGUCAUUUUGCAGGGCUCUGGCAGUGCUCCUCCUGCUCCUCCUUGCACAAAGGCGGAGGUAGCAGUCCAGCUGCUGGGUUGUUGCCCUCCUACGGCCUCCUCCACGUCUCCUGAUGUACUGGCCUGUCUCCUGGUAGCGCCUCCAUGCUCUGGACACUACGCUGACAGACACAGCAAACCUUCUUGCCACAGCUUGCAUUGAUGUGCCAUCCUGGAUGAGCUGCACUACCUGAGCCACUUGUGUGGGUUGUAGACUCCGUCUCAUGCUACCACUAGAGUGAAAGCACCGCCAGCAUUCAAAAGUGACCAAAACAUCAGCCAGGAAGCAUAGGAACUGAGAAGUGGUCUGUGGUCACCACCUGCAAAACCAGUCCUUUAUUGGGGGUGUCUUGCUAAUUGCCUAUAAUUUCCACCUGUUGUCUAUUCCAUUUGCACAACAGCAUGUGAAAUGUAUUGUCAAUCAGUGUUGCUUUCUAAGUGGACAGUUUGAUUUCACAGAAGUGUGAUUGACUUGGAGUUACAUUGUGUUGUUUAAGUGUUCCCUUAAUUUUUUUGAGCAGUGUAUAUUUUUUCUUACUGGCCUACACACAAUACCCCAUAAUGUCAAAGUGGAAUUAUGUUUUUCAAAAUGUUUACAAAUUAAUAAAAAAUGAAAAUCUGAUAAGUAUUCAAUAAGUAUUCAACCUCUUUUUUUAUUUCAAACCUAAACAAGUCCAGGAGUAAAAAUGUGCUUACCAGGCCACAUAAUAAAUUGCAUGGACUCACUCUGUAUGCAAUAAUAGUUUUUAACAUGAUUUUUGAAUGACUACCUCAUACAAUUAUCUGUAAGGUCCCUCAAUUGAGCAGUGAAUUUAAAACACAGAUUAUACCACAAAGGCCAGGGAGGUUUUCCAAUGCCUCGCAAAGAAGGGCAACUAUUGGUAGAUGGGUAAAAAUAAAACAAACAGACAUUGAAUAUUCCUUUGAGCAUGGUGAAGUUAUUAAUUACAAUUUGGAUGGUUUAGCAAUACACCUAGUCACUACAAAGAUACAGGCGUCCUUCCUAAUUUAAUUGCCGGAGAGGAAGGAAACCGCUCAGGGAUUUCACCAUGAGGCCAACGGUGACUUUAAAACAGUUAUAGUUUAAUGGCUAUGAUACUAGAAAACUGAGGAUGGAUAAACAACAUUGUAGUUACUCCACAAUAGUUACCUAAUUGACAGAGUGAAAAGAAGGAUGCCUGUACAGAAUAAAUAAAUAAUAUUGUUUUCAACAAGGCGCCAAAGUAAUACUGCAAAAAAUAUGGUCAUUAACGUUUUGUUCUGAAUACAAAUUGUUAUGUUUGGGGAAAUUCAAUACAACACAUUACUGAGUACCACUCUCCAUAUUUUCAAGCAAAGUGGUGCUGCAUCAUGUUAUGUGUAUGCUUGUAAUCAUUAAGGACUGGGGAGUUUUUCAGGAUACAAAAUAAACAGAAUGGAACUAAGCACAGGCAAAAUCCUAGUGGAAAACCUGUUUUAGUCUGCUUUCCACCAGACACUGGGAGAUUAAUUCACCUUUCAGCAAGACAAUAACAUAAAACACAAGGCUAAAUCUAGACAGGAGUUGCUUACCAAGAAGACAGUGAAUGUUCUUGAGUGGCCGAGUUAGUUUUUUCUUAAAUCUGCUUGAAAAUCUAUGGCAAGGCCUGAAAAUGGUUGUCUAGCAAUGAUCAACAUCCAAUCUGGCAGAGCUUGAAGAAUUUUGAAAAUUAUAAUGGGCAAAUGUUGCACAAUCCAGGUGGGGAAAGCUCUUAGAGACUCAAAGCUGUAAUCGCUGCCAAAGGUGAUUCUAACAUAUAUUGACUCAGGGGGUUGAAUAUUUAUCUAAACAAGAUACAUUAGUGUUUAAUUUUUUAUUAAUAUUUUUUAGUGGUUAAAUGUUUUGUGUAGAUCGUUAACAAUUAAAUCCAUUUUAAUCCCACUUGGUAACACAACAAAAUGUGGAAAAAGUCCAAGGGUAUGAAUACUUUCUGAAGGCACUGUAUACGUUAGAUGUAUUUAUCUGACUAUCUCUCUUCUCUCUUUGCUUAGUGUUGGUGGAUGAGGUACCCUAUGCGGAUGAAGAAGAGGGGGAGCAGUUUGAAUUUGACGACAGUGGGGAUGAGGUCCCUGAGGCAGACCGGCCACCCCCCGCCCCUCCGGCCCCUGACUACGGGGCCCAGGCCCAGGUCAAUGGUGUGGCCCCCCACCCAGAGCUAGAAGGAGCAGACCCCGAACCCCACCCAGAGGGGCAGCCCUCAAACCCAGACACAAUUACUGCCACAGUGGCAGCAUCACUUCCAGUUCCAGUAGCCAUGGCCACAACAGACACAUCAGCUGUGGCUACAGCAGAAGGGGGAAAGGCUUCAGCAGUCCCAGUCCCAGCUGACACAGACAGUGACUUACCCCCUCCUCCACCUCCAGAGGACUCCACUCCUGUAGGAACAGACUCUGUUGGUUAGUGGAAACAACCAUUCAGUGUUCCUCUAGCACAUUGAGAUCUGAAGAUAUAUAUAUAUAUACCUCCACAACCAUAUCGUUGCUCCACACUGAGUGGGUGCUGUACAGUAGAUGGUGUCAUGCAAUCCAUCCUUAGUGUAUGUUGUGACUAUUGCCUCCACAUGUUCUAUUACCUCAUUCUGGCACAUGCUCCAUGUAAGGCAGGGGUAGACAAUAGCAUAGCGUAGCACUGCCCGUCUCACUCCUGAUGCCUGGUGUCGCUGGCUGCCUGGUGCAGGGUGGCUUCAUAAUAUAAUAUAUGCCAUUUAGAAGACUCUUUUAUCCAAAGCGACUUACAGUCAUGCACACCUACAUUUUUAUGUAUGGGUGGUCCCGGGAAUCGAACCCACUACCCUGGCGUAACAAGCACCAUGCUCUCUCUUCCAACUGAGUUACAAAGGACCCACACACAGUUUGACACCAGCAGGAUACUACUGCUCUCUCUAGCUCUCUAGCUCCUCAUGCUAACACAUACAUUCCAUGCUCUUGCCUCUCUCUAGCAGUCAUAGCCCAAGUUCCUAUGUCUCUCCCCCUCUGACACUUAUAGCCCAGUCCAAUUGAGAGUCCAGGCCCCUCUCCAUCAGCUGUCCAGUAGUGUUUGCCCUUCAGCAUAUCUGUCUGUACACUCCUAGGAAAAAAGGGUUCCAAAAAGGUUAUUCGGCUGUCCCGAUAGGACAACACUUUUGGGUUCCAGGUAGAACCCUUUUGGGUUCCAUGUAGAAGCUUCUGGGGCAAGAGUUCUACAUGGAACCCAAUAAGGUUCUACCUGAAAUCAAAAAGGGAAAACCUAGUCAGUUGUACAACUGAAUGCAUUCAACCGAAAUGUGUCUUCUGCAUUUAACCCAACCCCUCUGAAUCAGAGAGGUGCAGGGAGCUUCCUUAAUCGACAUCUGGGGAGCAUUUAUUGGGGGUUAACUACCUUGCUCAAGGGCAGAACAGCAGAUUUCUCCACCUUGCCGGCUCAGGGAUUCAAACCAGUAACCAUUUGGUUACUGGCCCAACACUCUUAACCUCCAGACUAUCUACCUGUAGUGUGUUCUAGUGGGAUAUUUAUAUCUUCUGACACCAGGGCCUGAGACGAGGCCUCUCGCUCUGCUGUCAGACCGUAAACACAUAGCUGUGUGUCUGUGUCUGAGCCAAGCAGAUUGGAGUAUUAAGAGAAGAAGGCAUACAAACUGAGAUUUGAAGUAGCGGCAGUUAAAUAUUUUAUCUAUUUGCUGUAAAUCACAGUCACAGUAUUCUUCUUCAGUGUUCAGCAGUGAUCAAAAGUUGGAGUGCUUAUUCACUUAACCAAUGAUAGACAUGAUGUGGUAUCAUCAAAGUGCUCUUAUGAAAUGUUAUGUCAGUACCUUUUAGUAUUUUGCAACUGCAAAGUAAUCCAGUACCAAAUGAGUUCCAGCACAUUCAGAGCAUCCUGCAACUGUAGCUGGGGAUAAUUUGGGGCUAACAGACUGUGUUACAUUUCCAUUGCAGAUAAGGAAGUGUCCAACGAUGACCCUCCCCCUCCCCCUGCCAACCCCAGGACCACCUCCCAGAAGAAUGUCAACCCCUACUCUGUGAUUGACAUCACCCCCGUCCAACUACAGCAGCUGGAGCAGCAGCAUGGGCUUGCCCCUUCCUCUUCCUCACCUGUUGAGAGAGUGGGAGGAGAGGGGGGAAAGGAGAGGGAGGGGGAGGGACAGGAUGUUCCCCCCGCCAGCCCCCCCUGUGUCCCCCCGGGCUACUCUGUGCCCGUGCCCUGUGGAUACGCCACCCCCUCUGGCGUGCCCCUCAUCACGCCAGCCUACACCACGCCCGUCAUCAUCCGACACUUCUCUGUGGACGAGGAUGGUAAAGGAAGAACCCACCCAGAGUGGAAACAUGUAGAAGGAUUUGAACAGAUGUUCCUCUUCUAUUCUUUCUACUCUGUUCUGCGUUCAUAUUGCAAACCUCAGAAUAUCAUGAUGUACUGUAUUUGAUAGAUUGUUUCUACAAUGAACAGAGCACUGAAAAAUGUGGUGGGCAUGACUGUUUAAACUUUGACAUCCUUUCCUAUGGAGGAAUUCCCCCGUCCUCUCCCCCUUCUCCCCUACUGACUUUGGAAUGAGAGGCUAUGACACCUGUAUGCUCUGUACUCCCAACUCCUUUUUCCUCUACUUUCUCCAUCGCAUUCCUUUUUUCCUAAAGCCUUGCCACAAGGAAGUGGGGGCUAAAUUUAGCCGCCCACUAAAUUCAGUGUUGGCUGUGAGGAUUUUCCUGUUUUCUCUCAAAUGUUACAGUAGCACUUUUCAAAUUCGUGGCUUGGCCAGUCUGGGGGAAAAUUGCAGUGUAAUUUAAACUAGCCAACAUAUCACAGAGAGUCACCCCUGUUAAAAAUGCUAAGACAUUUGGAGUGUUUUUUAAAGUCUUUUAAAGGGUAUAUUCUGGAGUUAAAAUGGCAAUACAUUGACCGAUUGUUCCAAUAUACUGUAAGGUUGUUCUGUAGGAAAUAUUCUGAAACGUAGGCCUAUCAUUGCAGAUAAUAUAUCAGAUAAUAUAUCAAUAUAUCUGUUUAUCAUUGCAGUUUUUAGAAUGAGAGAUCUAAUCUGAAGUCCUUAUCAAUAUUUAUUGAUUUCAGGUCUUAUUUUUUUAUCUUUGAUACAAGUUUAGUUUAGUGAUGGCUGCCCCCUGGUGGUACAUAAGGUUUAGUGCAAACUGCACAUUUUAUGUCAUGUUUUUUGUUAGUGAAGGAAUAAUCCAUGUUCAUUACUGUUCUCUCUCUCUCCCUUCAGUUACUGCGGUGGGGACAUGCAACACUUCUGUAGACAGGUGAGUGACUCUCCUGCCAGGCUCUUUCUUCACUGAUCUUCUUUAUGUCAUCUAGACUGAAGUUGAUCUGCCAGAAUUUGUGAUUAUGUGGAAUCUUGGUUAUUUGCAUUGGAAUAGCAGAUGGUUACAAUUUCUCUUUUCAUUCAAGUGUCUUCAGUGAAGAGUAUCCUGCCAUCAGAGAGGAGGAUGCUUUGUCUAAAUGGGUGUCGGACCCUGCAAACACAGCCUGGAUGGAAAGUAAGUACUCAUUCUCUUCUCAUUUAGCUACCAAUGAGAAAUGUGUAGUUUUCUGCCAUUUUCUGUCCUGUUUCUGUUUGUAUUUACCUAGUAUUUACUACAGAAUUGUGGUACAAUGAUGCAUACUUUUAUGCCUGCUUAGAACACCACAGGACAGGCAUUAUGGUUUUGAGUCCAUCCUGAGUCCACCAUGCACAAUGCAUGAUUACACAGUGGAGUUUUCUUUAUUUUUUCUCUCUUAGGAAAUCCCAGACACUUCCUUCCUCUAGCUCCUUUUUGCGGAACUGGGCCUUUGUGGGGUCUUUCCUCUUGCCUUUCCUCAGUUCCCUGAGACUGUAUUCUGUCCAUUGUGUGAAGAUUUGUUGCACAUUGAAACCUUAAUUCAUUCAAACAUGGUUGCUUUGUCAUUUAGAUCCAGAUGAAGUAAUUUAUGAUGACGUGCCCAGAGAGAACUCUGAUUCAACUACAGGUUAGUGCUGCAUUCUUUCUGUACUUAUUUUAUCAUUCUUUCAUUGUACUGUCGUUCCUCUUUUGCCACAGUGUCUGAGUAAUUCUGCAUAUUGAUGUCUUUAACUCUUGCAUUUCUAAAUGUGCUGGAAUUAUUCAUCAGAUUAAUGUCAUGUGCCCCUAAUCAAACUGUGUUAGGCUAUAUACUAUGUUCAGUUGAUGCACUAGAACUGCCAUAUAGAAUUUGUUAUUCAUGCCAAGGAAGUUUGAUCUGAAUAUAAGCAUGCUAACUUACUGUACAUGAACACAGAGUGUACCAUUACAGUUGAAUAAAUAUUUCACCCUGAUUUUAAUGCUGUUCCCCUUGGUUUUAACCCUUUGCCCCGCCAACCCCCCUCAGAGCCAGAUGAGAUGAUCUAUGAUGAUGUGGAGUUUGGGGAGGAGGGCUGCGGCAGCUCCCUGGACAACGGUUGGAGCUCCAGCGAGUUUGAGAGCUAUGACGAGCAGAGUGACGGGGAGGGCCAUGAGGAGAACGGCCUGCCUGAUGCCUUCAUGAGAGGGAAGCCAUCACAGAGGAAGACCACCCAUGUGUGUAAACCAAGCACCUUACCCCCCUCUGUCUACAGACCUGUCCAUCUGGGUGGGGAGGGAGGGAGGGAGGGAGGGAGGGAGAAGGGUGGAGGGGGAGAGAAGAGUGGGAAUUUGGGUACAAAAAAUUGAGGACAGGAGGGGAAUAUACAGUAAUAUACUAAAGAAAGGGCAAUAUUCUAUAGGGAGUCGAAGAUUGAGAGAGAAUAUGAAGGUUAUGUGCAGAUGGACGCCACAGAAGGAGAUAAGCUAAAGAAGGGUAGUUUAUAUUGGCAUCUUGAACAGAUGAGGAAGUAGAAUCAGUGAGACACAGUGAAUAUCUAAUAAACGAUCAUAUCCAGUUAAACAGGAGAUUAGCAAACAUUUUCCAAACAUAUUUCAAAUGAUAACUACUUGAGCUAAUGUAAAUACAUUGUAGGCUUAUUCUUGCCUUCUGGCUGCAUGUGUUAUUACAAUGCUCUUGAUAAUAUACAGUUCAUUUGUAUAUUUGGUUUGAAGUGAAUGGCCCACUUGUUUUUUCAGCCCAGAGGUCUUACCAGGGAAAUCCCACUGGUAUUACUCAGCUGACUGCACACAGUGACUGCUUGGCUUCUGUAGGAGAGAUUGGCCCUGUUAAGAUUAGUAUGUGGGGUGGGAGACAAAAUAGGAGUGAGGAGGCAAGGCCUUAGCUGAGGUGAGGGUGGGCGGGUUGGGAUGGGGGUAUGAUCUUCUCUGGCUGAGCACCUUCAAAGGAACGCUCUGGUAACGCUUCACAUUGCUCUGCUUUCGUUUAGCUUUCUCAAGAUCUGACACGCUUGAAAGAACACUAUGAGAAAAAGAUGAAAGAUCUUAUGGCAAAUACAGUGGGAACGGUAGAGCUGCAGCAGAUAAAACAGAAACACGAGCAGAAGGUAAAUGUUAUUGUCCUGGUCGGUGUGUGGGUUAGGGUUCAAGCCUCCUUCGCGUCCUUAACCCCUACCUCCCUCACGUUGUCUCUCACCGACUGACUCAGACCUAGUUUACCUUCAUCCUGCUCUUAUGACUGGUGGUGGGUUUGUGUCUACUGCAUCGACCUGUGCCACUAACUGUAUGGGUGUUAUGGCCACUCUGCAUCUCCUUAGUGACAUGCCUUUAGUUCUACAGCGUACUGAGACACCAGUGCAGCUGAGUUGUGUGUAGGCCUAGACAGGAGGUGUGUACAUGGUCAUCUCCGUCCACUCAUUGGAUAAUGAUCCAACAGAACACUUUCAAACAAAUCUAUGAAAAAAGAUAGUUCUACUAUAAAUGUAUACAUUUCAGCAGACAGUUGUAGCAGUCUAGGUAAAUCUUCUUAGACCCUACCCUAGCUAAUCAAAGUGCCUCUAAACUACUUACAUUCCCUAUAUACAGUUAAGUACUUGUCACUUCAAGCUCUUAUGCAUAUGUGAGAAUCCUUUAGUUUAGAUUGACUCAGUUCAGUUAUGUAACAGUUGCUGUCUUGCUCUGGUCCACCCUAUUAUUAUCCCUAAGAUCCUGUUCCUGUAUUUACAUGAUCUGCCAUCUUCCCUUCUCUCCUAACACGGCUCCUGUCUCCUCCCUUAAAGCUUCAGUAUCAUGUUCACUGUGACUGUGUGCUCUGAGUGCUAUUUACUGUUGUCGAUGUACCUGAAGAUGCAAAAGCUGGUGAAGGCAGCGAGAGAUGGGACCAAAGACGGCCUGGAGAAGACCAAAGCAGCGGUGAAAAGGGGACGGUCGUUCAUCAAGACCAAAACCCACUGUCAUGGUAAGAGUAAGAGCAGAACAGGUCCUUUGUGCACAUUAGUCAGUUAAUUACAUUAGUGUAUCGGGGAUCUGGGAUGAAUUGCAAGCACUUAACGUUGUAACGGGGAGUUCAUCCACUAACAAUGUGUAGUAACCUCCUGGGUGAUGCUGAUCUGAUUUGAGUUGACCACGUCUCCUGUGUGUCUCAGAGAGGAAGUCGACCUGUUUUGAGGAUGAGGAGUCGGAGCUCUUCAUCGAGGUGGAAUGCUUCAACAUGGAGCCAGUGCUCUGUCCCGUCCCCGAGGGGCUCUCACAACAACAGGUGGUGAGGAGGUGUAUUCUGGGCUCCAUAUUAGAGAGUGAGAAGAACUAUCUUGAUUCACUGAAGCGGAUUUUAGAGGUAAGUUAAUUACAGUUGAUACAUUUCAUAUAACUUUAUAGUGAUUUCUUCAAGGAAAAGAGUUCCCACCACCCACAUCCUUAUCCUCUCUCUUAUCAGCAAUAUGAAAAGCCACUUUCAGAGAUUGAGCCCAGGUUGCUAAGAAACAGGAAGCUGAAGAUGACAUUCUAUCGUAUUCGGGAGAUUCUCCAGUGCCACGCCCUGUUCCAGAUCGCCCUGGCCUGCCGAGUGGCCGAGUGGGACAGUCUGGAAAUGAUCGGGGACGUCUUUGUUGCCUCGGUGGGUUGGUGGACAAGUGAAUCCUGUGCUGGGGGACCUAGGAAGGAUUCAAUUCCUAAUAUUCCACUUAAGAUUAAUGGCUGGAAGAGUAAACCAUUUAACAGUGGUCUAUUGGUCAAAACUAGUGGGACUGAAAAAAUCCUAUACUCACGCAAUGUCCUGCACUGUGCUUCACCAUUUAGCACAACACUCACUGAAGCUAUAAUUCAAGUUUCCCAUGACCCAGUGUUUUUACAAAUUGCCUCAUUGUAAAGGAAUUAGUCUCAUGCCUACACACACGCACGCACGCACACACACACACACACACACACACACACACACACACAGACAGACACAGAGACAGACAGACAGACAACUGUGCACUGCACAUAAACACAACACACAGCUGCGCUGGGUUCUUGUAGGAAGUGCUCCACCCUGAUGUCUCCAGCUAACAGCUUAUUUUGGGCCUAGGAUCCAGGUUGAUUCCAUUCCUGACUAUGAUUGUAUUGGACUAUGAGGUGUUGAUGGCUUGCUCUCUCCCCUCUCUGUCUCUCUUUAUAUAUCUGGUUCCCAGUUCUCCAAGUCCAUGGUGCUGGACGCCUACUGUGAGUAUGUGAACAACUUCAGCACAGCCAUGGCGGUGGUCAGAAAGACGUGUGCCUCCAAACCCAGCUUCCAGGACUUCCUCAAGGUCAGUCAGAGCACCGUUGUUAAAAUAAAUAAAAAGUGUGCUCCUGUGAAAAUACAGCUAUGCAGAAUAUGCAUCUCUGUCUCUACCCUAAACAUAGGACUGGGGGUUGAUUUCAGACUGAACUAAAAUAGUUUGUGGUGGUGUAUUGGAUUGUCCGGCACUGCAUCAAUCAGUAAUCAUUGAUUGUCCUCCUUUCUCUCCACAGCAUCGUCAGGACACCAGCAGUGACCGGGUCACUCUCUAUGGACUCAUGAUGAAGCCCAUCCAGAGAUUCCCUCAGUUCAUUCUGCUGCUGCAGGUAUCGAUUUCACUGUAGCGUCCACACUCAUCCCACAGAACAAAUAUUACACAGAUCCACCAGCAGAGGGAGCCACAUACUCACUAACCAAAGAGCUGUUUUUGGAAAAAAAAAUGCUGUGUAGUGUGCCUACUCUUGGGAAAGUAUUUCUGCUUCUGGUCUCCAGGCACUUCACAUUUUAUCUUCACUCAUAAUUGUUAUGACUGAGGAUAACAUUUAAGACAGCCCAAUGGUUGUCUGAAGGAAUCUGAAUAGUUUUCAACUGAUGCUAUGCCACUGUGGAGAAGCUCUGGGUGUGAUCUGUGCUAUGUAAUGCUCUGAAUGUGUCAUCUCUCCAUGCUUUAUGGCAGGACAUGUUGAAGAACACCCCUGUAGGCCACAAUGACAGGCUGCCCCUACAGAUGGCCCUGACGGAGCUGGAAACCCUGGCUGAGAAGCUCAAUGAGAAGAAGAGGGAUGCUGACCAGCGCUGUGAGAUCAGACACAUUGCCAAGGCCAUGAACGAACGCUACCUCAACAAGGUACACACACACCAUUGAUAUUUUUUUCAGACCAUAGGGGUUCAGUGUAUAUCCUCUAUAACUUGAUGAUUUGAGUGUUUAAACAGAUUCUGUUUAUUCCAUUGUGUGGGCGUUAAAUUGAGGCCUUGACUGUAGAUGCUUCACAUUCUUUACUGAGAAUCCAUCUAUCCACAAAUCUGGUAUAUAUAAGAGAUGGCUCAGUGCCUGACAUGGAGGAACGUAUAACAUCAGUAUUCCUUACUGUCUAAUUAUUGGUCUAUUUGUCUGCCCAAAAGAGCAAACAGUCAGCGCAUGGCAUCUAUAUUUAUGGAGGUGUGUAUGCUGUAAAGUGUAUUUACUGUAACUAAAUGCACACUUAUCUGUAAAGUGGAUGUGCUCUAUAAUAGUAUGUGUAUAUUCUACUCUAACUAAAUGGUAUGUUCAUAUACAUUUCACCCUUGACAAGGACCACACUAAAAAGUUAUACUAAGAUCAAACAAAUUGCUUCCCAGCAAAUAUCUAGACGAUGUAUUUAUAUAUCAUGGGGAGUACCAUGCAUUUACAAUAAAUAAUAAAUUAACCUUUGGGAAGACUGUAAAAUCCAUUGUAGAUGACCUCUGACCGCUGCGUCUCCCUUCCUUACCCACCAGCUCCUGAGUAACGACAGCCGUUACCUGAUUCGCUCGGAUGACAUGGUGGAGACAGUCUACAACGACCGCGGUGAGGUCAUCAAGACCAAGGAGCGACGCCUUUUUCUUCUCAACGACGUGCUCAUGUGUGCCACGCCCAACGUCCAGUAAGACCCAACGCACCAAACACAGUGACCACCUUGGCCAGGAUUUAUAUCCACAGACAGAGCACCCUUUCUGGGUAUUAUUCUGAUCAGCUCCCUACGGUGGAGCGAGUGCCCUGUAAUUACACUACACUUCACCACGCUGUCCACUGGCUCUGGCAGGAAGAUCUUUGAGCUAUAUGAAAUAAAGUAAUAGCUUUAAUGCAGCAUACCAUAUGCCUGGCAAUGUUAAAUAAUUUAGCCUACCUUUUGAUUGAAUUCCCUCUUAACUUAUUUAUUUAUUCUAAACUUUAGUUUACCCUGAUUGUGUUUACACCAACUCAUAAAGGAGUGAUGAAGACACUCUUGAUCAAGUUGAAUCUUGAUUGAAUAAAUGUUUAUUGGUCAGUGUGAGGAAAAGCAGUAAUCCUCAGCCUGCUGUAUGUCAGAGUACUCUUCCUCUAUCCAGGUACAGUGUGGAUGGCAGCGGCCCCCUGGGCCAGAAGUUCCUGCUGAAGUGGAGUGUCCCUCUAAGCUUUGUGGACGUAGUAGAGUUUGGUUCCAGUGAGGACAUGGGUGACAACAGCCGCUUCAACCCCCAACCCCACUCUGGAGAGAAGGUGAUCAUCAACGCCAAGCCAAGUACGUCUCACUCACAGUCACAGGGGUCUUUCUGGGUCCUGCUUUCUAUGGUAAUGUGUGAAAUUAAAUAAGAUAUGACGUGUAUGAUGUGGUUUGGUGGUGUACAGAGCGCCCCAAAGGCCCAGACCCUGAUAUUUGAUUAGCUAUUAGCUUGGUGGUCUGGACUGGAGGUCUGAAACUCUGGCUUUUCCAUUCCAUGAUGCAAUCAUUCCUUUAUGACCCCACAAUUAAUCAUAAAGAGGGGAAUAUGAGGUCUUAUAUUGAAAUACUAUGCAAUUACUGUGCACAGUGGCUGUACAUUGCAUAUACAGUACAGUACAGGCAGCAAUACCUUGUUUUCUGUUGUGUGUAAAAUCAAUACCAUUUCCUCUUACUUCGACACCCCCUUUGAAAUAUUGAUGUUCUAGAUGAUUACUGUAAUUAUCUACCAGCCUGCCUGGCCAGCUCUCAGUGGGCUCAGGCCAACACUACAGGCAAUGCAUGACCCACUUAUGUUACUAACGAAUCAUGGGGGGCUUUCCAUCUCAGAUUAUAGCGUUGCAGCACCAUACUUAAUAACACAGAGCCAAGUUGCUUAUAAUAAUCAAUUAAUUUCAGACAUCAACGACAAAGCCACCAUCUUCUGUGUGCCAGGCUUUCCCUCUCGAACCAAUGAGAGAUGUUUUAAAAUGGCGCGAGUCUUGAGAGAGACUGCAUGGUGUUUUGAGUCUAUAAGAAGCCAACUCCACUCUGCACCGUCUGCAGGGUCAGUGACUUCACUCUUUCCACUGGAUUUCCCCCCGGUCUGCUCUGGCAGCUGGCCGGCCUGGCCACUUCUUUAAACUCCUUAUUGGAAACCAUGCAACCAUCAUAACCAGACUGUAUGAUUUGUGGUCAUAGCCAUGCAGUUGCUGUUUUUAGUCAAGAACAUUCACCCUGACUCCUGACUACCAACCAGGCAUGGGUAAUGGGUAAUGUAAUGGUACAUUAGUGUGCUUUUCAUUUAGCUAGUGUUGUGUUCAGGUGGUGACCCUACACCCACUGGGGAAGGCAGGGUGGUUGCUAUGCACAGGAGGUUGGUGGCACCUUAAUUGGGGAGGACGGGCUUGUGGUAAUGGCUGGACCAGAAUAGGUGACAUGGUAUCAAAUACAUCAAACCCAUGGUUUCCAUUCCAUUCCAUUUACUCCGUUCCAGCCAUUAUGAGCCGUCCUCCCUUCAGCAGCCUCCACUGAUGCUAUGGAGUAACUACGUUAUUGUAUGCUAGUCAUAGGUGUGGUUUUCUGUGCGUGGCAGGCUGUGGCUGAGCAGACAUUACCACUGCUUUAUUUCACCUAGCUCUACAUUUACAUUUUACAUUUACAUUUUAGUCAUUUAGCAGACGCUCUUAUCCAGAGCGACUUACAGGAGCAAUUAGGGUUAAGUGCCUUGCUCAAGGGCACAUUUACGUCAUUUAGCAGACGCUCUUAUCCAGAGCGACUCACCAAUUGGUGCGUUCACCCUAUAGCCAGUGGGAUAAUCACUUUACAAAUUUUUUUUUGGUGGGGGGGGGGGGGGGUAGAAGGAUUACUUUAUCCUAUCCCAGGUAUUCCUUAAAGAGGUGGGGUUUCAAAUGUCUCCGGAAGGUGGUGAGUGACUCCGCUGUCCUGGCGUCGUGAGGGAGCUUGUUCCACCAUUGGGGUGCCAGAGCAGCGAACAGUUUUGACUGGGCUGAGCGGGAACUAUGCUUCCGCAGAGGAAGGGGAGCCAGCAGGCCAGAGGUGGAUGAACGCAAUGCCCUCGUUUGGGUGUAGGGACUGAUCAGAGCCCGAAGGUACAGAGGUGCCGUUCCCCUCACUGCUCUAUAGGCAAGCACCAUGGUCUUGUAGCGGAUGCGAGCUUCAACUGGAAGCCAGUGGAGUGUGCGGAGGAGGGGGGUGACGUGAGAGAACUUGGGAAGGUUGAACACCAGACGGGCUGCGGCAUUCUGGAUGAGUUGUAGGGGUUUAAUGGCACAGGCAGGGAGGCCAGCCAACAGCGAGUUGCAGUAGUCCAGACGGGAGAUGACAAGUGCCUGGAUUAGGACCUGUGCCGCUUCCUGUGUAAGGCAGGGUCGUACUCUCCGAAUGUUGUAGAGCAUGAACCUGCAGGAGCGGGUCACCGCCUUGAUGUUGGCGGAGAACGACAGGGUGUUGUCCAGGGUCACGCCUAGGCUCUUCGCACUCUGGGAGGAGGACACAGCGGAGUUGUCAACCGUGAUGGCGAGAUCAUGGAACGGGCAGUCCUUCCCCGGGAGGAAGAGCAGCUCCGUCUUGCCAGGGUUCAGCUUGAGGUGGUGAUCCGUCAUCCAUGCUGAUAUGUCUGCCAGACAUGCAGAGAUGCGAUUCGCCACCUGGUUAUCAGAAGGGGGAAAGGAGAAGAUUAGUUGUGUAUCGUCAGCGUAGCAAUGAUAGGAGAGGCCAUGUGAGGAUAUGACAGAGCCAAGUUACUUGGUGUAUAGGGAGAAAAGGAGAGGGCCUAGAACUGAGCCCUGGGGGACACCAGUGGUGAGAGCACGUGGUGCGGAGACAGCUUCUCGCCACGCCACUUGGUAGGAGCGACCGGUCAGGUAGGACGCAAUCCAGGAGUGAGCCGCGCCGGAGAUGCCCAGCUCGGAGAGGGUGGAGAGGAGGAUCUGAUGGUUCACAGUAUCAAAGGCAGCAGACAGGUCUAGAAGGACAAGAGCAGAGGAGAGAGAGUUAGCUUUAGCAGUGCGGAGAGCCUCUGUGACACAGAGAAGAGCAGUCUCAGUUGAAUGACCAGUCCUGAAACCUGACUGGUUUGGAUCAAGAAGGUCAUUCUGAGAGAGAUAGCAAGAGAGUUGGCUAAAGACGGCACGCUCAAUAGUUUUGGAAAGAAAAGAAAGAAGGGAUACUGGUCUGUAGUUGUUGACAUCAGAGGGAUCGAGUGUUGGUUUUUUGAGAAGGGGAGCCACUCUCGCUCUCUUGAAGACGGAAGGGACAUGGCCAGCGGUCAAGGAUGAGUUGAUCAGCGAGGUGAGGUAGGGGAGAAGGUCAUCGGAGAUGGUCUGGAGAAGAGAGGAGGGGAUGGGGUCAAGCGGGCAGGUUGUUGGGGCGGCCUGCAGUCACAAGUCGCAGGAUUUUAUCUGGAGAGAGAGGGGAGAAAGAAGUCAAAGCAUAGGGUAGGGCAGUGUGAGUAGGACCAGCAGUGUCAUUAGACUUAACAAACGAGGAUCGAAUGUCGUCAACCUUCUUUUCAAAGUGGUUGACGAAGUCAUCCACAGAGAGAGAGGAGGGGGGGGGGCGGGGGGGGGGGGGGGGGGAGGAUUCAGGAGGGAGGAAAAUGUGGCAAAGAGCUUCCUAGGGUUAGAGGCAGAUGCUUGGAAUUUAGAGUGGUAGAAAGUGGCCUUAGCAGCAGAAACAGAUGAAGAAAAUGUAGAGAGGAGGAGUGAAAAGAUGCCAGGUCGGCAGGGAGUUUAGUUUUCUUCCAUUUCCGCUCCGCUGCCCGGAGCUCUGUUCUGUGAGCUCGCAAUGAGUCAUCAAGCCACGGAGCUGGAGGGGAGGACCGAGCCGGCCGGGAGGAUAGGGGACACAGAGAGUCAAAGGAUGCAGAAAGGGAGGAGAGGAGGGUUGAGGAGGCAGAAUCAGGAGAUUGGAGGGAGAAGGAUUGAGCAGAGGGAAGAGAUGAUCGGAUGGAAGAGGAGAGAGUAGUGGGAGAGAGAGAGCGAAGGUUGCGGCGGCGCAUUACCAUCUGUGUAGGGGCAGAGUGAGUAGUGUGGGAGGAGAGCGAGAAGAGAAAAGGAAACAAAGUAGUGGUUCGGAGACAUGGGAGGGGGAGUGCAGUGGCGAAUUAGUAGAAGAGCAGCCAAUUAGUAAAGAUGAGGUCAAGCGUAAUUGCCUGCCUUGGUGAGUAAGGGGGGAGGUGGAGAGAGGUGAGGUCAAAAGAGGAGAGAAAGUGGAAAGAAAUGAGGCAGAGAGAAAUGAGUCAAAUGUGGACAUAGGGAGGGGUUGAAAAAUCCCCAAACUUGUGAGGGGUGAAGCCAUCCCUCAAGGGAAAGGAACUUAUCAGGCGUCAAGCUCAUUGAUUGAACUCUCCAAGGGAACCUGGAGGGCGAUAGAUGACAAGGAUAUUAAGCUAAAUGGGCCUAUGAACUGUGACAGCAUGGAAUUCAAAUGAGGGAGAUAGAGACAGAUGGGUUAGGGGAAAAAUUGAGAAUGGUUCCACUUGGUGAGAAUGAGGAUUCCUUGGGCCUCUGAGCUCCCUCCGAUUGCCUGGCUGCUCUCUCUGUCAGUCCCAUCUGUGGUGGUGCUAGUGUGAUCUACUCCACUACAUGUGAAUAACGCCAGAGAAACUCAUUCCCAUCCCCUGCCACAUCCUUUGAUAGAUUGACUCUUAGUUGUAUUACCAAGGGUAUGGUCUACUGUACAAUGGGCAGCAGGUAGCUUAGUGGUUAAGAGUGUAAUGCCAGUAACCGAAAGUUCACUGGUUCUAAUCCCCGAGCCGACUAGGUGAAAAAUCUGUUGAUGUGCCCUUGAGCAAGGCACUUAACCCUAAUUGCUCCUGUAAGUCGCUCCGGAUAAGAGUGUCUGCUAAAAUGUAAAAUGUUUAGCCACUGUGAUGUUAGAUGACUCUAUAGUUUGUUAGUAGCCAUGCACUUUUGACCCACGUGCCUAGAGGGGGAUGACGGUCUAGCCUGUAAAUGGAUGUAAUUGUGCGAAAGCCUGUGUUAUAUAAGAGUCCAUUAGUGAUCUACUGUUCUGCUCCCCAUCCAUAUUGUUAAAGCACAGGACCCCGGGUGAAGUUGACCAUAUGGGCCAUUCCUUUUUUUCACUCAUCCUCUUACCCACUGAAAUGCCAGGGGAUAAACAAGCUUUCCUCUCCUCCCUCUCAUUGACUGCCCAACUGCCACCCCGUCCCCCCUCCUCUCCCAAGCCUCUUAAGGCUUCCUAUCCAAAACGGUUCGGAACAGUUGGUGCGUAUAUUAUGACGUAAUUUUGUGACGUAUUUGUUCGUUUUAGUCUUCGGCAAGGGUUUUUUCGGCUGUUCGUGCACACAACAUUUCUUCUCGAGGCAAGCCAAAGUCGGUAGCCGAAGUCUACACCCCUUCAUUGCUGAUUGGUCAACAGUAGGGAUUCUUCAAUUAAGUUUUUGUCAUUCAACCAAACAUCUUAGUUAGAUUGUGCGACUAAGACGUCAAAAUUAAUGACCGAUUUUUUAGUUACCUUAGAUUCAUUCUGACUAUUUUGAGGAAGUGUAUACUGGUUACGGCGUCUUAAGAUGGACAAACAGUACUAUUGCCGCUUUUUUCUCAGCAAGCACUGCCAGCUGAACUGAAGCAUGUGGAAGGCUUUACCCACUCACCCACCCGUCAGCCCUCCAUCUGCCCUCUAGUCCCUGCCACAGACACCCUGAUGGGGGCUGGAGACUGCACCGUCAACAGCAGCAUCUGGACCCUGGGCUGACAGACAGGCAGGCAUAUACUAGCCAGCUGUCUAGUCCUGACCUAGGUUAGACCCCUAUACAUACAGUGGGGGAAAAAAGUAUUUAGUCAGCCACCAAUUGUGCAAGUUCUCCCACUUAAAAAGAUGAGAGAGGCCUGUAAUUUUCAUCAUAGGUACACGUCAACUAUGACAGACAAAUUGAGAAUUUUUUUCUCCAGAAAAUCACAUUGUAGGAUUUUUUAUGAAUUUAUUUGCAAAUUAUGGUGGAAAAUAAGUAUUUGGUCACCUACAAACAAGCAAGAUUUCUGGCUCUCACUGACCUGUAACUUCUUCUUUAAGAGGCUCCUCUGUCCUCCACUCGUUACCUGUAUUAAUGGCACCUGUUUGAACUUGUUAUCAGUAUAAAAGACACCUGUCCACAACCUCAAACAGUCACACUCCAAACUCCACUAUGGCCAAGACCAAAUAGCUGUCAAAGGACACCAGAAACAAAAUUGUAGACCUGCACCAGGCUGGGAAGACUGAAUCUGCAAUAGGUAAGCAGCUUGGUUUGAAGAAAUCAACUGUGGGAGCAAUUAUUAGGAAAUGGAAGACAUACAAGACCACUGAUAAUCUCCCUCGAUUUGGGGCUCCACGCAAGAUCUCACCCCGUGGGUUCAAAAUGAUCACAAGAACGGUGAGCAAAAAUCCCAGAACCACACGGGGGGACCAAAGUAACAAAGCCUACCAUCAGUAACACACUACGCCGCCAGGGACUCAAAUCCUGCAGUGCCAGACGUGUCCCCCUGCUUAAGCCAGUACAUGUUCAGGACCGUCUGAAGUUUGCUAGAGUGCAUUUGGAUGAUCCAGAAGAGGAUUGGGAGAAUGUCAUAUGGUCAGAUGAAACCAAAAUAUAACUUUUUGGUAAAAACUCAACUUGUCGUGUUUGGAGGACAAAGAAUGCUGAGUUGCAUCCAAAGAACACCAUACCUACUGUGAAGCAUGGGGGUGGAAACAUCAUGCUUCGGGGCUGUUUUUCUGCAAAGGGACCAGGACGACUGAUCCGUGUAAAGGAAAGAAUGAAUGGGGCCAUGUAUCGUGAGAUUUUGAGUGAAAACCUCCUUCCAUCAGCAAGGGCAUUGAAGAUGAAACGUGGCUGGGUCUUUCAGCAUGACAAUGAUCCCAAACACACCGCCGGGCAACGAAGGAGUGGCUUCGUAAGAAGCAUUUCAAGGUCCUGGAGUGGCCUAGCCAGUCUCCAGAUCUCAACCCCAUAGAAAAUCUUUGGAGGGAGUUGAAAGUCUGUGUUGCCCAGCGACAGCCCCAAAACAUCACUGCUCUAGAGGAGAUCUGCAUGGAGGAAUGGGCCAAAAUACCAGCAACAGUGUGUGAAAACCUUGUGAAGACUUACAGAAAACGUUUGACCUGUGUCAUUGCCAACAAAGGGUAUAUAACAAAGUAUUGAGAAACUUUUGUUAUUGACCAAAUACUUAUUUUCCAGCAUAAUUUGCAAAUAAAUUCAUAAAAAAUCCUACAAUGUGAUUUUCUGGAUUUUUUAAAUACUUUUUUCCCCCACUGUACAUCCUGUAACCUAUUGCCCUGAGGUGAUCCUGUACUGGAUAGCAAUCUAGAAUUGGAGACAUUACAGUAUGGUCAUUUUCACCUGACAGAAAUUGAUCAGGCCAUGUCAUCUCACCGAUCUCUUCAAUACUGAUGAUAUUUUCCCUAAUCAGUCCUCUGUGUCUCUGAACUGGCUAGCCAUUUUAACAAGUGGAAAAACCCUUACUCUCAGCCUCUCUCUCUCUCUCUCUCUCUCUCUGUCUCUCUCCAUAGUCCAGUGUGUUCUGCCAAAGCCACUGGUGACCUGCCUACUAAAGAGGCAAUGAAAAGACAGUCCAGCGUAUGAUGUCACAGUUCCCUGUGCUCUGCUCUGGAUGUCUGUGUGCCUACCUCACGUCUGUUGUGCUCAGCUUAGCUAAUUGGGACCACCAAAAGAGAUGGGUCAGUUACAUUGACAAAUACUUUCAAACAAUAAACCAUGAACCUUUGUUCCUCUGGCUGAGCCUGUCAUAGUUACACAUUGUAAGAAGUUGAGAGUCUUGAGGAAUAUGCGAUAUAGCAGGUCGAGGGAUCAUCCAAAGAUCUGUUUACUUGAAGAUGUCACAGGCUCUUCCAAGCGUUGUGUGAAGGUCCUGGCACACUCACAAAGGCCUAUUGAGGAGUUUGGGCUCUCGCUAUAAUGGUUUAGCCAGUCUCUUCUGCCUUUCAAUCCUGGCAUAAUCCAUUAUUUUAUGACCAGCCAUGAUGCUGUGUAGGUCUAUGUACCUGUAACAUGUGGCACAGUAAUGGUUGAUGAGGUGGGUGGGUGGCACCAGUCCAGGUCAAAGCCAUAGAUGAAUCACUGUGCUACAGGUCAGGUUCAGCAUGGCCAGGGUGCUUGUACAUAGCACUCACUCUCAUUAUGGCUUAUUAUAUUCUAUAUCAGUGUUUGUCAGAGUAUAUAAUAAUAACCUUAUAACCAUGGAGAUGAAUCAUGGCCUGUAGCAUUCCCAUGGAUGACAAGCCAAAGCGUUUCUGUCCUGACCUGCUUCCAACCAUUAAGACAGAUGAGGCAUGAAUAUUUUAACACCAUUAGACAAGGCAAUUAGCUCAAUAUAGCAAAAACAGCAUCACAUUUUUACAUGCUUCAGAAUCUAAGAUAAAUUUUUAUUUUUAACCAUACACUUGUCUAUGCUUUCAACCAAACAAAAUAUUGUCUGAAAAAUGUAAAUAUUGUAAAACAGUUCAAUGAUACUCAGUGACCUGAAUAUAUUCAUAAGUAGAAUGAUAUUUUGGUACAUGAUGAAGAGAAAGUCCCUGAAUUAGCUUCCUGUAUGUACAUUUGUGCAAGUACAAACAUGGUGGAAGUUUCUCUGAGGGUCCUCUCUGGGCCAGCCCUGGGAAAGACUGGAGCAGUUGCCAUGGAGCUGGAACACUAGGGCAGUGUGAAAGGCCAUUGUAGAGCCCACAGAAAGUAGACUUGCAAAACCAGAGGGAACUCCAGGAAUCCUGGUGCCAGAGAUUCCCAUUCACAUUAACCCUUCCCCUCCAAGUUCCAAUGUGCUGCCUUAUGAGUGAAAGUAUCUUUAAGAGCUUCCCUGCUUACUUGUCAGCUAACAGUACCAUAUGCUGCAGUGCAAAUUGUAUCGUAUGAUGACUUGUUGGCAGGCUUGUCUGAAAGACGAGGAGGGUCAUACUCUAUGCUGGAGGUUUAAUGUGAGUUACAGCCUAGAGAGAAGGCUGUGUGCUGGCAGAGCCAACAAGAGGCCCCCCUCUCUCUCUCUCUCUCUCUCUCUCUGAUGAGUCAGGCUCUCUAUCUGUGUCUCUCUGUCAUUUACAGGCUGAACGCUGACAAACAAAGCAGCCCGUUGUCCUGAGCUGGACCCACAGAAACACAAUAAUCACUCACUUCACUUCACUGGCUCGUUGGUUCGGUUAGGCAAGGCACAUCUACAAAGAUGCACACACACUUUUAUACACACACACACACACGUACGCGGAACAGUAGAGAAUAGCUUGGCCCCAGGAAACUGCUGUUAGGUAACGGUACUCAAGUGAAAACAUUCACAAAGCACAUACACACACUCGGCCACUGUGGUCCUGCGGUUCAGCGCCAUUCCAAGUGAGUUUGCACACAUGUCGCAGGUCUCUGUGGGAAACAGAUCUGACUGUUAUUGAUCUUUGUCUGGCAGUAGGUCUUAUUUUACCUCCUGCUUUCAAUGGCCAGGAAUUGCCUUUGAGAUAUUAAUGGCUCAUAUUCUUGGGUCAAUGAGUUUAGAUGGGAUAUGGGCUAUGGGUUCAGAUGGGAUAUGGGCGAUGGGUUCAGAUGAGAUAUGGGCUAUGGGUUCCGAUUUGUGAAUCACAACUUACUUCAAUUACCAACUUCACUUGGUAAAACAUUUGUUUUCUGUUGACAGGGAUAGUUUAUUCAACCCUUCUGAUUGUCCAAGUCUAGAUAAGGCAUACAUGAGCCCAGGGCAGCUGAUAUUUUAUUCAACUUCUCAUUGUCUCUCUUUCCAGAUAAGCUGUACAUGGGUCCAGGCCAGCUGUACCAGGACCUGCAGAACCUCAUCCACGACCUCAGCCUGGUCAACCAGAUCUCCAGCAUGAUCGGGAGCCUCAAGGGCAAUUACCAGGUGAGCAGCAUUUAUCGCUGCAUUCAUUUUAAGGCUUGUUUUCUGCGAGUGAAAAUACAAGUAUAUUAUUUGCCUGUGUGUAAAUAUGUCCCUGAGGUUUUGAUGUGUCAUGUCGAGCUGUGGCCCCAGCAGACAGAUUAGAGCGAGAGGGAGAGACAGAGAGAGAGGGCCCUGACAAACACUGUAGUCUGGUGCACAGUAGUUUGCCCAGACAGCGCUGUGUGGUGCUGGGCUGUGAGACUCAACUAGCCAGUGUUUGUCUAUGUGUGAGUCCUGUCAGAGACAGAGGGCUUAGUGGUGGGGGAGCAGAGAACAGGCCAAAGGCACACAGAGAGACUCACACACACAAGACAGAGGUGGGGCUUUUGUGGUCAAUUUGUAAGAGCUGGUGUGCGGAGUCAAUCUCUGCUCGCCCAAUGGCAUGAUUGAAAGCCGUAAUAGAUCUAGUUUUCAUCCGACAUUAUGGAUGACAUUAUAAGCAGUGUCUUGUGUUAAUACUUUAUCCGAUUCUCUCUCUCUCUUUGACUCUUUUCUCUCCCUCCUUCCCUCUCUCCUGUAGAACGUUAACCCUACGGUGGCCCAUGACUGGGUGUCGGGUCUGCAGCGUCUCAUCCUGAAGAAGGAGGAGGAGAUCCGGGCUGCAGACCGCUGUAGGAUCCAGCUGCAGCUGCCUGGCAAACAGGACAAGUCAGUGUCUCACCCACACCACUGCUGUCUCUCUCUUAUAGAUCUCUCACCCACAUCACUGUCUCUGUCCCACACAUAGACCUCUCCCUCUGACAUACAGAUCUCUCACCCACAUCACUGUCUCUGUCCCACACAUAGACCUCUCCCUCUGACAUACAGAUCUCUCAUCCACACCACUGUCUCUCUCUCUCUCUCUCUCUCUCUCUCUCUCUCUCUCUCUCUCUCUCUCUCUCUCUCUCUCUCUCUCUCUCUCUCUCUCUCUCUCUCUCUCUUAUACAGACCUCUCAUCUACACUGCUGUCUCUCUCUCACACACUAGGUCCCUAUGUCCUCACUCCCUCACUGUCCCCUCUCACCAUCCAGGAAUGAGCACAGAGUUACUGUCACGGUGGAUAAGCAACUUUAACUUUGUUCUAAUCUGAUCUCAUGGGUAUGAUUGAGUCUGUUAGAGCUCUAUGCUCUCUGCUGUGGAUCAUUGUGUCUCUCUCUUCAAAGAAGACAGUGCAGCUGUUUCAUCCACUCAUUACUAUAGGGGAGUACUCCCUCCACAUGGUCCCUCCAUGGCCCACUGGCACCUUGAACUUGUUGACUCACACACUGCCUGCCAUUUUUAACUGGUUAAAUGACCUCUGUUACCCCUGGGCAUCACGUUUAGAGACGCAGCUGUGCUGCUCUCAUUCCUCUCUGAUCCCUCCAUCUAAAAACACCACAUUCCAGAGAGAGAGAUGGAGUGAGAGAGUGAAAGGCAAGAUGCAUGCCAGAGAGAUCCUCCCCUGUGAUGUGUUAUUUACGUUGGCUGAUAUUAGCUGUUAUAAACACCGUUGGCUUCCAUUACCUCACAGCCCUAUCUGUCUGCUGUCACUAAGACCCUUUCCACACUACGACAGACUCUCUAGAGGUUUCGAGAGAAUACCCUCGGCUAUACCUUUUUAAAAUAAUGUGAACUUGCGAACUUGCUACGUCUCUACCGCUACCUCCAGAGGUAGCGCACGACACUCGCCUGACAGUUACCCCCUUCCGAGCACGGCAGUGUGAACAGAAUUGUCUCGUCCAGCCCAACACUCCUACAGUAUAAAUGGUAAUAGCAGAGUAAUGAUUUUGAAACAGCUGAAAUGUAUAGACAUUUUCCUAAUAUUUGAGCCUUUUUGUAUUGAGUUUUUACCUGAAAUUGCAGUAACAUUCUAAAAUUGCCGGCUACACUGAGUCACAUAAAACUAUGGAAGCCCAUCCCCACCACCAAAAUAAAUGUACAAUGUCGAUAGCAGAUCGUAUCCAUUUUUAAUAUUGUGUGGUGAUUUCAGAGGUGGCACCACAGGCCCCAGAGUUCUGGGGGGGAAUUGUUUUCCUGGAGCCUAGAGUUUUUCCUGAUCUGGUAGGCUAACCUAACCAACUUCAGACCCUAUUUGUAGGGUAUGACAUUGCAGGAGUUGGAACUGGUUCAGGGAACAGAACCGAAAACCGGAAAAGAACAACAUUGGUCGAGGAACAGAAGCAGAACCGAGAACGAAAGUCAUAGCAGAACCGUUAUUUUAACCGCUUAAUAAUGUUAUUUUACGUUCUGGGCAUUUUUUUCCAGUCCCACAAUAAACGCAACAAAGUGCUUAUGCAAAGCCCUCACUGUCACAAACGUAUUCCAGUGUCUGCCUGCCAGCUAAAAUCUUUGCCAGUGUGUGUGUGUAAGCUACCUGCCCCUCCUUCUAAAGCAUGCAUAGUCUACUGUAGCUACUGACGUUACAGUCGUGAUUCAGAAAUUAGGGAGAGACAUUUUUUAUUAGAGAACAACGGAUUAACUUUUUCAGUGCUAGUUAAGGAUACUAUAGUUAUCACGUUUCACAUUGGAUUUAUUAACAACAAAAAAGUAAAACGUGUUUUUAUUUUAAUUCUGGUGCCGCUCUGCACACAAAAGCUUGUUAGCUAGCUAGCUUGUUAGCUAUCUCUGGUCUAGCUCUCGAAAACUGAAAUGGAACUGAGAGUCAUGAUCAAGGGCUAGCUCUGGUCCAACGUUAGUUAAGUCAACUCUUUGAAGUUCAAAGACAUUCAAAGUUCCUUCAUGGAAGUCGCUCCUCCGUAGGUAUAAUGAUGUGGGCCUAAUUCAGAUAAUGCAAGUCAUAACAACAAGAUGCCAAGCGCGUCAUGCCUAGCUCUUUCCUCACCCACAAAAUUUCAGUCACACCCUACACUACACUAUAGGGGCGGCAGGUAGCCUAGCGGUUAGGAGCGUUGUUCCAGUAACUAAAUCUGUCAUUAAAAAGUUAUUCAUACAAUAUGUCAUCACUAUUGUGUUGAUUGAUUAAUUCCAGUCAAUAAUUUCGGAUUAAAAAGGCCUAGGUAUCCACCCAAAGUUGAAUAUAAGCCAAAUUUGAUCACAUUCAUAUUUUCUCAGAACACAAAUAAAUAGGCCUACAUUAGGCUAUAAAUACAUAUCUUAGGCUAUAAAUACAUGAUGUUACCGCUUCAUUUCCCCUGACCAGGCCCAGAUGGGAUCAAAAGGGAUCUAAGCUACCUGCAGCUGUGGUUGUUAUAGGCUGCAGUUGAUCAGACUGAAGCACAGAUUAAUUGUGCACGAGUUGACAAAUCAUGAGGCAAUUCAAUGUAUACAUUUUUUUUGGGUGGCGUGUAUGGGCUUCCAUAUAAAACAGCUCGUCGCUUGUGGCAACUCCCCAUACUGUAUAGAUAUUAUACCCACAUUUCCAGUCGCAAUUAGCUUUUACCACAUGUAGGCCAAAUGAUUUGCAUGAUAUUGAUAAAAAUUAAGCCUGAUGAAGUAAUGUUGUAAUAGGCCUACUGUACUUUUAUAUUUGUAUGAGAGGGGUAGUAGGCCUAAUUGUUCAUUUUUAAUAGGCAAACGUUACUUGAUGAAGACAUGCUGUUAGCUACUCUGUGCUUUUGUCUUGAAGCUAAAAUGUAGUGUAGCCUUCAAACGAGAAAAUAAACCCUUUAUUUUCUGCACAUCCUUGUGAAUUGUUGCAUUAUUCAAGAGUGUAAUGCGGUUUGGUUCCAUUUUUAAAAUGUGUAAUACGGUUAAGAUGAAAAGUCGCUUGCACAGUUGAAGCAUGCUGGCUAGUGCCUAUCCUGGGAUAUUUUAUAGGGAUAGUUAUGGUAAAUGUCCGUUGCCUAGCACCAAACCCACAUGUGAAUUGAAAAGUUAAUGUACAAAUUAUGUCAAUUGAAAUGUCGGCACGCUGCCGCUCCUUUAACUUUUGUCAAUGAGAAAAGCCCCUAACAAGAGAGCAGGAUGACAUGUCCUUUCAGCUGUUAGGGUCACACAGAGAUUCCCCUCCCCCCGACAGCAAGCCAUGACACCCACCAUCUCCGAUUUGUUCUGUAGUUAGAAACAGAUAAAAUAAGCAUUCCAGAAACAUUAUUUUGUUGAAAUAUAUAAUUUGAUCUCUGAGAAAUUAAGCAAAUUGAUUGCACCCAAAUUGGCCAUUUUAAUUUAUAGAAUUCAUAUAAUAUUCAAUAAUUAUAGUACCUAAAAUCCGAUUUGGACCAAACUUUUUUCUAACAAUGAGUAAGACAUGAGGAAUCCAAAGAAGUGGUCAGCCCACACCCCACGCCAAUCCCACCCCAACAACGAGUAUAUAGUAUCAGUUCUCUAUAUUAGUAUGGAGCUGCGGCUUAGGGUAUUGUUUCUUCAUCCUAUGUAAUGUAUUCUGAAUGAAUUUGGUGCUGUUCUUUUCCACUGUUCAGAGAAAUUAGUCUGUAAAGUUGUUGGGUUUAUGUCCCAUCCUACAUCCUGAUAUUACCAGCUUCUGACCACUAGAUUGUGCUGUUCCUGCUAUUAGGUGAUUAUUUUAAAAAAAUUGAAGUGAAUGUAGGGAAGCAGAACCGUUAAUACACCCCCAGGAUUCAAUCUCCAUGACACAGACUCUGUGUAGUGGAUACUGUCACUGUCUCAACACUGCUGUCUGUCAUUUCUCUCUCUCUCUCUCUCUCUCUCUGUCUCUCUCUCUCUCUCUCUCUCUCUCUCUCUCUCUCUCUCUCUCUCUCUCUCUCUCUCUCUCUCUCUCUCUCUCUCGGCAGGUCUGGCAGGCCCACAUACUUUUCUGCUGUGUUCAAUACCUUCUCUCCAGCCAUCAAACAGUCCUGGAUCAGUAACCUGCAGAUGGCCAAGCUGGCUCUGGGUAUGUCUUAGUCUGGCCUCAGUCACAAUCACAGACCCAAAGCUGUUUGUGUUGGAUAUUCUGUGGUUCCCUAUUGCUUCUCCCCACUGCCUCUGUCACUUUGUAGUUCCAUAGAGGACUGUAGUGAGGGUAUGCAGAGGGACAGCCUCUCUUUGCCUCACUGCUCUUUUCCACUUGUGAUUGUUUUAAACUGCCACUGGCUUCGUGGCUCAUUUCCAAACUCAAGGUUUAGUUGCAUAGCAAUGGGUAUUUAAAAAUCAGUGUUUACCAAGCAAAUAUUAUUAGUUCAAAUUCACUUUUCCAGCCCUGGCUCAUUGGACUGUAAAAUGGAUUGUAAAAAGUGUUAUGUAACAUAUUUGGAAAUGUAAUAUUUCACGGUUUGAAUUUAGGAUCAGUGCUCCACACUGGACAUAGUGUUCCUCUUAGAAAUGAAAUUACUCUGGUAUGUCUGUGUGUGUGCAACUGUACGUGUGUGUGUGUUCAUGUGUGUGCGUUAACAGAGGAGGACAACCUGCAGGGCUGGUUCUUUGCGGAGGAUGAUGGCAACCAGAUCAAGAAGCAGAAACAUCCUCUCCUGCUCAGGCAGAUGCCUGUGGUCAUGUCCAAACUACAGGAGUUCAAGGUGGGCAUCACCUCCCCCACACCGCCUCCUCUGUCAGCCAUGGGCAGGGUCAAUGGCUACUUCAAAAGAGUACCUAUCCCAUGACCGCAUGAAUCAUUUGUUACAAUGCCAUGUAGGAAACUAGUACAAUCUACAUACACGUGUAAAGUGAAGAGUGGUGUAAGUCUGUUUCUCUGUAUCUCUGGCAGGUGGAGUGUGCAGGUCCAUAACCCCGAGCCCCACGUCAACAAAGAGAGCACAGCAGACACACCUGCACUCGGACACGGCUGUGUGUGGGUGAGUAGGACACCUGGCUUUUUAUCAUUUGAUGGCAUUUUACUUGAACCCUUGGUAAUAAGGCCUAAACAACAAUAGACGUCAUAGAUGUUAUAAAACAGAUUGUCAAUGGACAGCAUGGACAUCCAUGUAUGUACAUCAUUGCAUUACAAAUGAUGCCAAAUGAGAUCUGUUUUGCUUGUAACCAGUGCCAAAUAUUGAGAUUAGCCAUAUUACUCAUCAUCAGCUAUAAAUCCCUAUAAAAAAGCUUUCUUCCACUCCCAGUGAGAUUGGAAUUAAAUAUUGAACAGAGGCCCUUUCAUUCAUGAGCUAUAAAUAUGAACCAGUGGCAUGUUUACUGUAUGAAUCAGUUUAUUGAGAGCCUCUUAGCUAUGUGUAUUUACUUCAGAGGCAGGGAUAACACAUCCACAGUUCUGUGACUCCCAAUGUCUUCCAGUGAUGGACUGUUCUCAUUACAAUGACGGCUCACACUUUUCCAUUGUAAAUUACUUACUGUUGGCCUGGAUUGAGAGGGCCAUUCUCUCCCACUCUAUGCUCCUAUUGGUCAGUCUGCUGUACAGCUUUUUGCUGGAGUGGUUAAAAGCAUUGUUUGUUGUUGUCGUGGUUGUUGUUUUCUCACUUUAUCAAUUGUAUCACAACCCCUGAUGAGGUCAGAAUUGGAAAGCUCUGUAGAAAGGAUCUUAUUUCCUAGCUGGGGCAUGGAGUCUUUCCCUGUCAGGUCAUGUGGUCAUGAAAAACUUGUCGCCCUACUCCUAACUGUUACUACUCCUAUCCCUGUUCAGGUUGCGAGCUGCACCAACCAGAUGGGUCAGAUAGCCAUUGUGGCCAUGCAGAACUCCAGCCCCAAGGUGACAGAGUGUUUCAAUGUGGAGUCUCGGAUCCUGUGCAUGGCCUAUGUACCCAUGGAGCAGAGUACCCAGGAGAAUGGGGAGGGGAACCCAGAAAAUAACCUCUCCUUAGUGGGGAAGGCCAGUGACAUCCCUACUGUCUGCCUGGGCAUGGAGGAGGGCAGGUAUGUGAUGUCAACAGAUGAUGUAGUCAUAGCCAACUCUGGGUUCUACUGUAGGCUAAAUAAAUCUUCUCAUCGGUUUUAUUGUAUUGUAUUUUAUUUGGAAACACAAAUCAUGAUAUCACCUCACAACCUUUCUAUGGCUCUCUGCAGUAUCAUAGUCUAUAAGAGCAGCCAGCGGUCCAAGAAGGUGCGUCUCCAACACUUCUUCACCCUAGACAAGUCCACCGUGACCAGCCUGGUGCACAAGAAGCAGUGUUUAUACGCUGGCCUA
This is a messenger RNA of Coregonus sp. 'balchen', 37973 nucleotides long. NCBI's taxonomy places the organism in Eukaryota, Metazoa, Chordata, Actinopteri, Salmoniformes, Salmonidae. The record is from the annotation of a GenBank genome assembly.